Messenger RNA from Acipenser ruthenus (sterlet), 1855 nucleotides. RefSeq names its product forkhead box protein I1c-like. Gene Ontology annotation, biological process: anatomical structure morphogenesis; regulation of transcription by RNA polymerase II; cell differentiation. Bases 190 to 1344 code for a protein of 384 amino acids. The transcript has 2 exons. Gene Ontology annotation, molecular function: RNA polymerase II cis-regulatory region sequence-specific DNA binding; DNA-binding transcription factor activity, RNA polymerase II-specific. The record is from RefSeq and is a predicted model, not a curated record. Lineage: Eukaryota; Metazoa; Chordata; Actinopteri; Acipenseriformes; Acipenseridae.
AUUGAGCUACCUGUUCCACAGUUUGAGACUGACUGCAGGCAAUUCACCGAGUCAUUAUUUAAAUGCCCCACACCAAAGCUUGGGGGCCCAGUCUUCAGAGGCAGCGAGACAGAGACAGAAGGAUAGAUUCUCAAACCUGAUGCUGAGAGACGCUGUCUCCUAUUUAAUCGUCACUGAUUAGAGCGGAUUAUGAACGCUUUUGGACAGCAGCCAUCCAACCCACAAUCUACCCCUCUCCAGCAUCACAACGCACAAGAUCUCCUAGACAUGGCCGUUUACUGCGACAAUUUCAACAUGUACCAGCAAAACCUGCAUCACCAUACCCACCCCCAGAGACCAUCUACGCAUGGGUACGGGCUGGGCGAUUAUACCUCGCCAACGACCAACCCCUACCUCUGGCUCAACGGCCCCGGCAUUAACUCGUCUCCCUACUUGCCUGGGACGAACGGAGCUUCUUAUAUGGCCUCAAGUUAUGGAGCAAAUCAGAGGCAGUUUCUGGCGCCGCCGACCGGGUUUGCAGGUGCUGACCUUGGCUGGCUGUCCCUCUCCAGCCAGCAAGAGCUUUUUAAGAUGGUCAGACCACCAUAUUCCUACUCGGCUCUCAUUGCGAUGUCGAUCCAAACCGCCCAAGAUAAGAAAUUAACCCUCAGCCAGAUCUACCAAUAUGUGGCAGAGAACUUUCCCUUUUACAAGAAAAGCAAAGCCGGGUGGCAAAACUCUAUAAGGCACAAUCUGUCUCUGAACGACUGCUUUAAGAAAGUGGCAAGAGAAGAGGACGAUCCUGGUAAAGGAAACUACUGGACCCUCGAUCCCAACUGCGAAAAGAUGUUUGACAAUGGGAAUUUCAGAAGGAAGAGGAAGAGGAGAGCAGAUGCCAAUGGAUCCAGCUCCAAUGUCUUGUCCGGUAAACCCGAAGACAACGGCAGAGCACUUAAAACUUCGGAUACAGCCAGCCUCCCGGGCUCAGCCUCUGCUGAUCUGCAACACUCUCCGGGGUCAGGGAGCGAACCCAAAUCUUCCCCGUCGCCGGCAAUCGAACCCAGCCCUUGUUUCAACAAUUUUGUUUCCGGCAUGACUUCAAUGAUUGCUGUGAAUAACGGAAUCAACAGCAGACAAUUUUCUGGGGGGCUUUUAGGGGAGUCGACUCAAAACAGAGAGAAUCUGUCAGGACUCGGUUCAUACUCACCAACUCACAGCACGCUACUUAACGUUGAUGCCAACCAUCAAAGCCACAACCGACUGAACUACUACCCAUCGAGCCAAAACAGUGGCACGAAUGCCCCCCUAACGAACCACUUUACUGUCAACAAUUUAAUUUACAGUCGUGAAGGAACCGAAGUUUAACAUCAUAUAUAUGAAGAUUAUGGGCAAUACAUACAAUCAAGCCAAGGUGCAUUACUAAAAACAAAGUUAUUCUGUAUAGUUUGCAUUCUGAAGACAGUGCCUUAACAGAGCAAAAUCACAAAACUAUAUAUAAAUGAACAAAACUGUGAACACCAUAAUACGCACAUUACGCUUCAAAUCAAGAAGACCACGUGAAUAAUAAAAUAACAGUGAUGCAUCAUUGGCCAUAGUAAAGCCUAAUAAUGUUUCAGUGGGACAUAACUUGGUGCCUUUAGGUAUUUCAGUAUUUCUUUAGCAUUGCACUGGUAUACAAGUGUCCUAAACUUGGGGUUUGCCUUAAAAUGUUCAAAUUAGAAGACUAGUCAUCUAUGCAACAAUGUAACACACCGCAGAGAUGAUUUACAGUGCCUUAGAAUGUGCUUCUGUUAUACAUGUAGAUGUAAUUGAAUGAUUGUAUUUAAAUAUACUGAACGCAUUUCGUGUUUUAAUAAAUGAAAUUAUUUUUUUUUAA